Messenger RNA from Aureobasidium pullulans EXF-150, 978 nucleotides. RefSeq names its product geranylgeranyl diphosphate synthase 1. NCBI's taxonomy places the organism in Eukaryota, Fungi, Ascomycota, Dothideomycetes, Dothideales, Saccotheciaceae. Gene Ontology annotation, molecular function: prenyltransferase activity. The record is from RefSeq and is a predicted model, not a curated record. Gene Ontology annotation, biological process: isoprenoid biosynthetic process. Bases 1 to 978 code for a protein of 325 amino acids. The transcript has a single exon.
AUGCACAACAUCUGCGACGACCUCAUCUUCCAGGGCACGAUAAAAUGGUCGCAAGAGAAGGAUCGCAUACUGCUGGCACCGUAUGACUACCUAGACGGACAUCCGGGCAAGGACAUACGCUCUCUCCUGAUCGGUGCCUUCAACGCCUGGUUGCAUGUGCCCAAACCCAGCCUCGACAUUAUUACGAAAGUAGUCGGUAUGCUGCAUACGGCCUCACUGCUCAUAGACGACGUGGAGGACUCGUCUGUCUUACGUCGGGGCGUACCUGUUGCACACAGCAUCUUUGGCACAGCUCAGACCAUCAACUCAGCCAACUACGUGUAUUUCUGCGCACUUCGCGAGCUUAUGAAGCUGAACAACCCCCUGGCCAUCGAGAUCUAUAACGACGAGCUUCUCAACCUACACCGAGGUCAAGGCAUGGAUCUCUUCUGGCGAGACUCGCUGACAUGCCCUUCCGAACACGACUACCUGGAGAUGGUCGGUAACAAGACUGGCGGUCUGUUCCGUCUGGCUAUCAAACUCAUGCAAGCCGAGAGCAGCGUCGCUAUCGAUUGCGUUCCUCUGUGCAAUACCAUCGGUCUCCUCUACCAAAUCCGUGACGACUACAAGAACCUCUCCGACACCAUCUACACUCAAAACAAAGGCCUAUGUGAGGAUUUGACCGAGGGCAAGUUCUCCUUCCCUGUCAUCCACAGCAUCCGCUCGGAUCCGCAAAACCUCGUCCUCAUCAACAUCCUCAAACAGAAGCCGCAAGACGAAGAAAUCAAGAGAUAUGCCGUCAAGUACAUGGAGAAGACGGGUAGUUUCUUGUAUACCCGUCAAGUGCUUCGUGGUCUGGCGAAGAAGGCCCUUGCACUGGUUGACGAACUGGACCGAGAUCGUAACGAAGGCGAAGCGAUCCGAAAGAUACUCGACAAGAUGCAGGUCGACGAACCGCAUGUGGAGCAAGGAAGCAUCUCCUCCUCGUCAUCACCUUAG